AUAUUAAAUAAGAGUCGACGGUAAUGUUGCAGAUGAUGAUAAGUAGAGUGGACAUACAUGCUGCCUCAGUUCUUGUUGUUCACUUCUUCAGGACUUGUACACUGAAGAAGACAUACAAUGGCUUCUCUUCGUUUUGUGGUGAUCCUGGGAUCCACCAGAGAGGGAAGACUCGGGGAGAACGUCGCCAAGAAUAUUAUCAAGUGUAUUAAAGAGAGGAACCAUCAUGUCGAGUUUAUUGAUCCUCUGAAGUUGGGUUCAAAUGGUCACAUCGAACAACCUCUACAUUUCCGCAAGGAUCCAAGUCAAGCACCCGAGUGGAUGAUCAGUACUAAUGCUAAGAUUCAACAGGCCAAUGCCUUCAUCAUUGUGACACCGGAGUAUAACUGUGCACUGCCUCCUGCACUCACAAGUAUCAUGGAUCAGUUCCCACCAGCAUCUUACAGACACAAGCCAUGUGCCAUAGUAGCUUAUUCCUUAGGUACGUUUGGUGGAAUCCGAGCUGCUGCCUUUGCUCGCCCUUUCCUUAGUGAGCUUGGAAUGAUUAGCACACCUUAUGCUUGUGUUAUACCUCAGGUACAAGGGAAGUUUAAUGAUGAUGGAGAGUGCACAGAUGACAGAAUAAAGAAGAAUGUGGAAAAACUCAUGGAUGAAAUUCAGUGGUAUGGAUUAGCCAUAUCUGACAAGAUUAAGGCUGAUGGUGUCCCUUCAUAAUGCAUAUUAUGCUGGAACAUUUUAGUACUUGUUGAUCUUUCAGUUACUUAUUGUAGAAUUAUACUGCACAAUUCAAUCUUUCUGAAGUGUAUUUGUAGUGAGAAAUAAUAAAGAAGUAUAUAGGACAUAGGUAAAUAAAAGCUGUGAACCAGUCUUAUCUAUUCAAAAUGUAAAAAGAAGCAUUUGUGCCUUGCACUUUAUUCCAAAAUAAUUUUAUCUCUAAUUUUUGUUUAAAAUUCUUGAGGGAAUAAAGGCACAUAUAACAGUAUAAGUCAGCAUUAUAAUAAUGUAUCCGUUACGGGCAAUUUUAUUAAGUUAAACUGAAAAUUUGUAAGCUAUUCCUUGUAUGAAGUGUCUGGUCAGGUGAAUGCACAAGGCAUGGAAGCGGUGUUAUAUACAAAAAAAGCAGUGAGGUGGAGAUGUGAACAAAUGAUAGGGAUGGGGUCGGGUCUGUGCAAUUCCAGUUCUGGUGGAGUAAGUAAUGUGCCAGACGUAUAGCUUUUUGAAAGUUGGCCUGGUUUGGGAAAUAGUGUUAGAGGCAGCAAUCAGGAUGAAUCCUAGGCACUUUUUAUCUGUAAUGAUUACCACCUCUGACACUAUUUCCAUAAACCAAGACCAAUGCAGCUUUUAGUUACUAAACCUAUAGAACAUUACCUGUUACCCCAAAAAUAAAAUUGCAGAGCCCUGAUGUAAUGGCCUUACCCCCUUCCUUUGUUCUAAUUAUCUUCACCUUACUGCUUUUAGCAUAUACAGUAUAUGCUUUGUUUCUGUAUUCUUUAUUAGCUUGAUAAAGCUUAUGUGUCAGAAAAACAUUAUUACAUGUAUUGGUAAUUAAUCAAGGUUCCAUAGUGCUUCGAUGUCAGUUCUUUGUAACUCUAAACUGGUCAGAUGAAGAAUGAGGAGAGGACCUGGGUUAUGUGACUUAUGCUGCUGCAUGGAUGAGGUCACAUGCUGCCAGGUGAGAGGAGAAUUUGGUAAAGAGGUUUUGCUCUAUAGUACUUGAAGUCAAUGAAAGCAGCCUCCAUAAACUUUAUCCUGAGCCUGUUAUCUUCAUGUAGUAUGAGUGUGUGGUUGUGUGUCUACAUUGCAAACAUGGUACUAUGGGUUCUACAUGCAUAUUUAUGUUGUAGGAGUAGUGUCUUGAGAUUACUGACUGUUUACCCCAUAUGUAGAAUAGAAUUUAUGGUAUCUGGGACAGAGAAUGGUGCAGCCUUCAACUGUAUUGUAGAUGCACUGCAAAUACAGGGCCUAGUGAUGUCCUUAAAGCUUUUUGAUGAAACCACAGCUAUGUUAAUUUUAACUUAAUGGAGGAUGGUUGCAACAUGGCUGUUGAAUUUAGAUUUCUUUUUUAGGGGUUUUCCAGGAUAGGAUGUACCUUUCACCCACAGUCCAUAAUAAUUGGGGAAGUUUAUUUCUCCCUGAAGUCAACAUGUGUAGAUUUUCCUGCUGGUAGUAUUGCCAUUGUAGUUGUAACUACAAUGGAAGUGGCUGUAGUUUCAUCAAAAAUCAUUAAGGACACCACUAGACACUGCAUCUGUAAUACAUCCAGAAUCUGCCAUCCCUUGUGCUAGAUGCAGUAAAUUCUUCAUAAGGGAAAAUAUUUGAUGAUCUCAAGACACAAUUAGAACAUAAAUAUAGACACAGAACACACCAUACCAAUGCAUGCGUGACACACACAGAGGAGUCCACACAUCUUUUGGUUUGGGACAACCUAGCUCAUACCACUUGAUGAUGACAGGCUCAAGAUUAGAGUAUUAUAGACUUAAAAUAUUAUAGAGGAAAACCAAGGCACAUUCACACUCAUAAAAUCUCACUCAGCUUCUCCUACAUCAGCUGCCAGCAUGUGAUCUCACCCAGGUGACAGCAGCAGCAGGGCAAGUCACAUAAUCCAGAUCCUCACUUCACUCAUCUGACUGAAUGGUCUGUAUAAGUAGUUUACAAGGUCUCUGUUUAACUUGAUAAUGCUUAUCUCUAGUGAACCAUUACAAUACAGGCCUGUGCUCUUUUAUGUGUCUUUAUCCACUUGUCAAGUCAACCAAAGACAUUUCAAAUUGUAGAUAUUAUCCAUUAAUUAAAAAUAACUACGAAAAUUCUAAUGGAAAUUGGUUAUCGCCAAUCAGCCCAUGGAGACAUGCAAUAAGAGCACUGUAUAUUUUAGCCUACCACUGAGGCUUUGCUCCAGUUUUAGCCUAUUUUAUUACCUCUUCAGGCUUGUUAAAUAAUAUUAUUUGGAUAUUUAUACCAAGGCAUAUUUUUUUUUAGUUUGAUCUUUAAAAGUGGAGAGUGAUGUGGCAAACAUUCUCAUACGGUGAGAGGAACACCGCACACAGUGAUGCUAAAUAUAUGAGGUCCAUUAGUUCUGUUGAUGCAUGUGUGUGAUUUAAUUUUUAGUAUAUUGGGUGCACAUGUUUAUUGAAGUUUUAAAAUUUUACAUAUACUCAAUUGAGCAAUAAUAAAUUAUAUAACACAGUACAGUGGACCCCCGGUAUUCGAUAUUAAUCCAUUCCUGAGAGCUCAUCGAAUACCGAUAAUAUCGAAAACCGAAUCAAUUUUCCUCAUAAGAAAUAAUGAAAAUCAAAUUAAUCCGUGCAAGACACCCAAAAGUAUGAAAAAAAAAAUUUUACUACACGAAAUAUUAAGUUUAAUGCAAUAGAAUAAUUACAAUAAAAAUAAAAUAAUUGACACUUACCUUUAAUGAAGAUCUGGUGAUGAUUGAUGGGAUGGGAGGAGGGGAGAGGUGUUAGUGUUUAGAAGGGGAAUCCCCUUCCAUUAGGACUUGAGGUAGCAAGUCCUUUUCUGGGGUUACUUCCCUUCUUCUUUUGAUGCCACUAGGACCAGCUUGAGAGUCACUGGACCUCUGUCGCACAACAAAUCUGUCCAUAGAGCUCUGUACCUCCCAUUCCUUUACGAUUUGUCUAAAAUGGGCCACAACAUUGUCACUGUAAUAGUCACCAGCACGGCUUGCAAUAGCUGUGUUAGGGUGAUUUUCAUCCAUAAAGGUUUGCACUUCAACCCACUGUGCACACAUUUCCUUAAUUUUUGAAGUAGGCACAAUGGAUUCCACAACUGGCAUAGGCUUCUCAGGGUUAGCCCCAAACCCUUCAAAAUCUUUCUUAAUUUCCAUACUAAUUCUCAUCCUUUUUACCACAGGGUUGGCACUAGAAGCUUUCUUGGGGCCCUUGGUGACUUACUUUGCAGAAACAAGCACCAAACACAGUGAUAAUAUGGAUAAUAUGGAAUGUACCGAAUGUAUCCUUAGAUGCGCGCAUACUGGCUGGCUUGUAAACACUGGCACACAUGGGGCAGUUCAGGCCACACGUGGACAGGUCUCGUACGAAUCGUAUCGAAUACCGGGUUUUCGAUCGAAUACUGAGGAAAUUUUUUUGCGAUAUAAUGCAUCGAAUACCGGAUUUAUCGAAUACCGAUGCCAUCGAAUACCGGGGGUCCACUGUAUAUAAAAGUUUAAAUUUAUAAGAGAUUUAAUAAAUCUAUAAAAAAAAUUUAUCCUGUACUUUAUUCAUGUGACUAAAAUAGUAAAGUUAAAAUAAUAUAUACAGCUGUAACAGUGUUCAUGUAGUGAUGGGGGUACACAUUGACAGGUAUGCUGCAUAUCUUUGUGUAAGUACACAGAUCAGUUAUAUCUUUUUGUAUAUACACCAAUUAAUCCCUUCAUCAGGCAGUGAAGCAUUCUCGACUGGUAGUGCACAAGUGCAUCAGUGACCCUCAUGUUGUAGACAGGCUUGAAAUCUAACAGUAAAAUAAUUACAUAUGUUACUUCUGCUUUGCUGCAAUAACAACUUCCUGUGACAAAAGAAUUUUUCUUUUAUUCACUGUAAUAUAUCUUACUGAUUGUCCCACUUUCUAUAUGUCAUGUACAAGAGUUUUCCCUUCAACUUUUAUGUUUGUCCUCCAGGAGAAACCUGCACACUUUAGCUCAGUCCUACUUAAAUAUAACCAGAUUAUCAUAAGCAUGAUUUAUUUUCAGUGCCAAUCUGCAUUCUUCCAUCUCCCAUAGCUUACAGUAUGGAAUGGGGUGCUAGACAAUACCUCAGGUACUGUCUGGCACCCCAUUACAUGCAGAGACUACCUCUGAAAAUUAAUCAGGCAUGACAACAUUCUUAUACAUGUCAUAAUUCACACUGGUGACACAUCCUAGGAAGGCCCAUAUUAACAAUCGAUUCCUCAAAUUAUGUACGUAUUAUUAUGGGAAAAAUAUUAUCACAAAGCAUAAAAUGUGACUUCUGCAAUUUCUCUCCCAAAUACUUUGUGGGAAUAAUCAAAUCCAAAUGAGAAUGUAAACUCAUGCUGUCUCUGUACUAGCCCCACAAGGGCUAGCAUGGGGUUCCUAAUAUAAGAAAUUGGACUUUGCUUUCCCUUCUUUGGAUUGAACUUUAUUAAUUCCCAUUCCCAGGCAGUGUAUGACCCCUACGACCCCUCCUGGCAUAGUGCUUCCUCCUAAAUAUGAUAAUGCUACAUUGGCUACACUCUGAAGGAGAGGUGGAGAUAUAUUGCAGUUUUUUAACUAGUAUUGGCACUCCUCUGGCAAGAUAGUAUGGAGCAAGUGAUGAUAAAAGCAUUUCUUUUUGGGUCACCCUGCCUUGGUGGAAAAUGGCUGAUGUGUUAAAAAAAAAAAUAACUAUGAAUUUAGUAAGUAGAAGCCUCUCGUAGCUAGAGUUUUUAACAGUUCUGUGACCCAGUUGUAAUAUCUGUGGACUAGCAAUUCUAAAUUUAAGGAGGCCACUCUGAUUAACCAUAUUGAGUUAUCCUGUGGGUUAAUAAAUCAAAUAGUAUCUUCUGCUGAUAUAAAAUGAUAUCCAGGAGUUCUUGGCAAAUGUAUAUAGUUUAUAUACGUGUGGUAAGACAAAUAGCCUGAUUUGCGUCUUUUAAAUUUUGGGUUUAGCUCUUAGUUUUGAUAUACAACAAAGUUAAUUUCUUGGA
Molecule: messenger RNA, 5649 nt
Organism: Cherax quadricarinatus
Lineage: Eukaryota; Metazoa; Arthropoda; Malacostraca; Decapoda; Parastacidae
Product: NADH:(hydroxy)cinnamate reductase subunit CrdA
Cellular component (GO): cytosol
Molecular function (GO): oxidoreductase activity; FMN binding
Source: RefSeq, a predicted model, not a curated record